CAGAAGUCUUCGGCUGGACUCCGGAGAACCGCGAACAUCGACCUGACGGAGCGGCCGCGUGUGUGCCCCGAACUCGCGGGUGAAAACCGCGCAGCGGCUGCGGAAGGCGAGGGAAAAGUGAGGAAAACCUUGGAAAGAGAGAGGGUCACCGACUCGUCAGGAUGACGAAGACCGUGUUCGUCCUCCUCGUCGCCUGGGGACUCUUCUGCCUCGCGACCUGUCGACACCACAGGGACAGCAGUUUCCUAAACCACGUGCAACUGGUGCACCAGUUCCGAUGUUCCUUGCCCCAGCCUCGGGCAGUUCCCGUAGGAGAGCUCCUCUCGGUCGGCCCUGCCCCAGAUGAGGUGUUUUAUCCUGCGUACACGGUCCUCGCCCGCUGCGGAGGGUCCGGAUGCUGUCCAGAUUCCAACCAAGUGUGCGCACCUACGGAGACCAGGAACGUCAGCUUGGUAUUCGUCGUUAGACACACGAUAGAUCUCCAGCGAGACCGGCACCACGAGGUGGUGCACGCCCAGGAACACACGAAAUGUGCAUGUACCGAUGAGAGGCUAGCGAGUACUCUGUGAACUUGAAAAUUUCAACUUGUGAAAUUGUCGCGAUUACUACCCUAUUUGUAGAAUUUCUUCCUGGCCUAUCAAGUACAUAAACAAUC
Messenger RNA from Orussus abietinus, 655 nucleotides. RefSeq lists its product as uncharacterized. Gene Ontology annotation, biological process: hemocyte migration. Bases 162 to 569 code for a protein of 135 amino acids. Gene Ontology annotation, molecular function: growth factor activity. Gene Ontology annotation, cellular component: membrane. The record is from RefSeq and is a predicted model, not a curated record. The transcript is spliced from 2 exons. Lineage: Eukaryota; Metazoa; Arthropoda; Insecta; Hymenoptera; Orussidae.